This is a messenger RNA of Caenorhabditis briggsae, 651 nucleotides long. It is a transcript of the gene Cbr-gst-40, whose product is annotated as Protein CBR-GST-40. The transcript has 5 exons. The coding region runs from base 1 to 651 and encodes 216 amino acids. Gene Ontology annotation, biological process: glutathione metabolic process. NCBI's taxonomy places the organism in Eukaryota, Metazoa, Nematoda, Chromadorea, Rhabditida, Rhabditidae. The record is from RefSeq and is a predicted model, not a curated record. Gene Ontology annotation, molecular function: glutathione transferase activity.
AUGUCACCGGACCAAAAGCAUCGCUACAAACUGUACUAUGGGAAUGCCAGAGGACGUGCCGAACCGAUUCGUCUCGUUUUUCAUUUUCUCGGCGUCGACUUCGAGGAUUAUCGCAUGGAGCAGGGAGAGUUCACUGGAGCAUUGAAAGACAAAGCCCCAAUGAAACAAGUUCCAUUCAUCGAAAUAGACGGAGGCAAAGUCACUCUCUGCCAAACGGUUUCCAUCUGUCGUUACCUGGCCAAAUCAGUUCAUCCAGAUAGAUGGCUGGGCGGUGCCACGAAGACCGACUCGGCCAAAGUGGACAUGAUGGCUGAUGGAUUUGCGGAUCUAUUCCAGUUGGCCGCCAUGGCAAAGUAUGCUCCGGAUAGCAUCAAAGAGGGUUUUCAAAAACACUACAAGGACACGAUGCCAGGAAAGCUGGAAAUCAUGCAAGACCUGUUGAAGAAGAGCAAGGGAGACUAUUUCGUCGGAAAAUCCAUCCACUGGUGUGAUGUCUACAUCUUGGGAGUUCUUCAAUCACUUGACGAAUUUGAUGACGAGGUGUUCGAAAAGUUCCCAGAACUGCAAGCCUACUAUCUGAGAAUGCGUAAUCUGCCAGAGCUCAAGGAGUACAUUGAUGCCAACUGGCCGGAGACCAAGUAUAAGGCUUAA